Laetiporus sulphureus 93-53 is the source of this 1278-nucleotide messenger RNA. RefSeq lists its product as uncharacterized. The transcript is spliced from 2 exons. NCBI's taxonomy places the organism in Eukaryota, Fungi, Basidiomycota, Agaricomycetes, Polyporales, Laetiporaceae. Bases 151 to 936 code for a protein of 261 amino acids. The record is from RefSeq and is a predicted model, not a curated record.
GGCUGCUCUCUUGCUCGCUGACCACGAUUUACUCGUUGACCACGUCAAUCGUUUUUUGGUGUCUGCCUCGCUCAACACAACUCCUGCUCGCUCGCAGUGAGCCAGAUACCUGCCGCACCUGAGGCUUGUCACUACUUAUCGAACAGUCGCAUGUGUGAGAGGUCAUCUCACGUCAACUCCUCCAUCGCCGGUAUGGACCACCAUCCGAGUCUCCCAUCGCCACGUCUGCCCACCGAAAUAUGCGACCACAUACUCGAUCACCUAUGGAACGACCGCAAGACCCUCAAGGUCUGCAGCCUCGUCACGCGAGAAUGGCUCCCCACGACUCGGAAACAUCUUUUCUCUUUCGUCCGUAUCAUCGACCUGCGGCUUGUCACAUUUGCGGAAAUGAUUAUGCACUCAGAAGACGCGCUAGCCCUCUGCAUCCGCAAGUUGCUGAUGGUUUGGGGUCUCAACGAAGAAGUCCCGAUUCCCACCUCCAUACCUCGAAUGCUGGCGUCUCUCGGCCGGCUGGAGAAGCUCACCCUCUAUGUUUCCACGUGGGAUGAUUGCUACUUCUCCACGGAGACUAUAACGUGGCCGGUACUGCCCAUGGUGAAGGCUCUUGACCUGAGCAUCGGCACCGUAAAGGACGUCAUAAGCCUGCAGCGAUUCAUCUGCGCAUGCCCCUCGCUCUCGUCCCUGAUGCUCUGGAUAACCUCGCAGUCUGAUGGCUCGCACACCCAUUCUCCAACAGUCAUUUCGAGAUCGAUCCUCAUCGACAUUUUCCACUGUCGUGUCCGCGAGUCAGACCCCGUACUCGGAUGGCUGCUGCAAGGCGGUUUGAAGCUGCGCGCACGUCGAUUGGCGAUUAUUGCAAGCGAAGAUCUGGCCUCAGUGAAUUUCCUCAAGACGGGCGACACCCAAAGCUAUUGCGCGCAUCUGGUGAACGUCUGAAGCAUCUUCUCAUCAUGUUGGUGCCACAGACCUUGCCCGCUCCACCAGAUGGUCAACAAGCAGCGUUGGCACACAAUCCGAACUUGGUUACCGUCCACGUGUCGAAUGAAUGUUAUGAUUAUUUGGAUGACUUGCCAUCCAUUAAUAACUGGCCGACCCUGCUCUCAAUCCUUGCCGACAUCCAGCCAAUGCACACCAGGUUGCGAUCGAUCGACAUCACGUUGUUUACGACAAGAGAGUCGGAUAUCACAAGAAUGCCUUGUGAGCAGCUUGAUGCCGCCCUGGCGCGAAUUGUGUAUACCCACCCGCGGUUGAUUUUGACCGUAUGGAUAAGCUGCUAUU